Molecule: messenger RNA, 1131 nt
Organism: Symbiodinium sp. CCMP2592
Lineage: Eukaryota; Dinophyceae; Suessiales; Symbiodiniaceae
Source: the annotation of a GenBank genome assembly
AUGGUGCCGGCUGAUGCCGGAUCGUCGCGGCGGCAGCAUGCAUUGGUGACCAUCUGCUUGCUGGCUGUUGCUGAAGCCUCAUGUUCGGGUGGCAUCUUGUGCGAUGGGACGACGAAGUCCGACUGCGAGUUCUUCUCGAGCUGUACCUGGAGCAGCGGCAGCAGUAGCAGCACAACUUGCACGGGCCUGUCGAGCUUCUGCUCAGGUCAGACGACUCAGCGGGAUUGCGAGUUCUGGAAUUGCAACUGGGGCUCUGGAUCCAGCAGCGGCGGCGGCAGCACGGGUGGCAAUUCAGGACCCUUCAACCCCUGCAGCACGAAGAUCAGCGACGGGAACUAUUGCGUCGGCGACACGUUGAUCACCUGCGCAAACCGUGGUGUCACUCGAUCGCAGUACUGUAGCGCUGGGGACUGCAGCGACACGGGCCUCGGAAAUGCCGUAUGUGGGAAUCGCCUCUUCUGCAGUGCGAAGAUCUCGGGCAGCUACUGCGACGGACGGUAUCUGAAGGUCUGCAGCAGCAGUUCUGUGACGUCGACGCAGGACUGCAGGGAAGCGGGCUGCGACGAAUUCACUCCGGGCAGGGCAAGCUGUGGCAGUGCCAACUUCUGCACUGCGAAGCUCGACGGCGACUACUGCGACGGCGAGGUGAUCAAAAGAUGUCCCAGCGGUGAGGUGGUGGAGAUCUGCCGAGGCAACACUUGCUCUGAACAGCUGCGGUCGGCAGCUUGUGGAGACGUCAGGUUUUGCUUGGCGAAGCCCAGCGGCCGCUUCUGCGACGGCAGCUACAUGAAGACCUGCGGGGCUGGUGAGAGCACGGGCUCCGUGUACUGUGGCACCACUUGCUCGGAUGCUGGUGUGAAUGAAGCUGAGUGCGGUACGCCGCGCUUCUGCCAAUCCAAGCUCCAGGGAAGCUACUGUGACGGGCGUGUCCUCAAGGCUUGUGGCUCCGGGAAUGCACCAGUUUCGCAGUCCUACUGUGACGGAGGUUGUGCAGAGUGGUCGAUCGGAGUGGCUGGAUGCGGUGCUGCGGAUGCGGCCUCGGGGGGAGGUCUCAGUGGCUUAGCCGCUCCAAUGGCUGCUGUCACUCCUGCUUUGGCAUUGCUGCUUAGCCCAGCAUGGCUCCUUUUCUGA